Molecule: messenger RNA, 771 nt
Organism: Lactuca saligna
Lineage: Eukaryota; Viridiplantae; Streptophyta; Magnoliopsida; Asterales; Asteraceae
Source: the annotation of a GenBank genome assembly
AUGUCAAAAUCAAAACCUAAGACUGUUGAGAAAGAGGUUUCUGCGAAAAACGUUCCUAAUAAGUCUAGGAAAAGAGGUUCAAAUAAAGAUACAAAAGAAGUUCCUGAGAAGUCUAUAGUGAAAUCUACAUGUGGUAGUACUGAAAAUCCAAUAGAGAAUGUUGCUAAGGUGGUUCCUGAUCAAGAGAAUAUUAGAUCUUUGAAUGAUAAAGAGCCAUCUUCUAAAGCUCCAACACUAUUACGAACAAUUGAAACAUAUCGAGACAAUGAAGCCACAAAAGAUGAUUUAUUUAAUAAUGAUGAUGAGACUUUUUGUGUUUCACCGAGGAAGGAUACCACUGUCGAAUCAAAUUUUGAGGAGACAAGUAUUCUUGAUGUUAAUGUGAACGUAUCUGAUAUAGACACAAAUAUCAAUUUCGGUGAACAAAUUAUUACUUCACUCCCUGAGCAGACACAAGUCACACCAACCGAGAUUCCUAUUGCCGAGUCCAACAUGGAGGAGGGUAUAAUUUCAAACAUCACUAAGAACAUAUCUAAUAUGAACUCAGAUGUUAACAUAGGUGAUGGGAGUUCGAUCUCCAUAACUGAAACUACACCAAUUCCACCACCAACUUCAACAAUCAUUCCUACCUCAGUUCUUGUGGUGUCACCAACUUUUCAAAGUGUGAUGAAUGAAACUGUUGCAUCUUUAUUCUCUUUGAAAUCCACUGAUCCAGAGGAAACAUUUAAUGAAGAAGAAGAUGAUGGUGACAAAAUGGUUGGAUUUGCGUAA